This is a messenger RNA of Microsporum canis CBS 113480, 2952 nucleotides long. RefSeq lists its product as hypothetical. NCBI's taxonomy places the organism in Eukaryota, Fungi, Ascomycota, Eurotiomycetes, Onygenales, Arthrodermataceae. The transcript has 7 exons. The record is from RefSeq and is a predicted model, not a curated record. The coding region runs from base 1 to 2952 and encodes 983 amino acids.
AUGAGCAAGUUUCCCUGCUGGCCUUCCUUUAACGAUAAUGAAAAUGCCUAUAAUGAGCUAGUUUGUAUAUGCAAAUGCAUGAAGAAGAGAAGCAUGGCAAUUGCUCCUUGUCUUCAAUUCCUCCUUUUCUCCUCGAACGCAUCAGCAAUUUACUACCGGCCUUCAGAAUCGCUCUCGAUUAUUCUCUUCACCUCCGGCAUUAUAUUAUUGACCAUAAGCUUCCUUAGCUUCUCCUUUUCUAGAGGGGAACCAGGCUCGGGGUUGCAAGAUGAUAAGGCGCCAUUACCAAGGUCCGAUCUAUCAUACUUUAGCCCUCUGGAGAAACGACGCCCACAAGUACGAGAAACAUGGAUGAUAUUUGCAUUUACGGUGGCGCUUUUGAGUGCUCGGAUAGAGCUUCAUGGAUAUCUUGUCAGACAUGUGGGCUGCUCGGUAUUUGAUGAUAUUACUCUAUUACCUUUCAUACUGUCGCUAUAUGAAUAUUGGAACUUUAAACAUACGAAACGAAAAGGCCGCUUUCGAUUGGGAGGCAUACUACGGGGACCAUUUGGCUACGUCUGCGAAUCCGCAUUCCUGAUUAUAGCGGGGUUGGCUAUAAGGCCAUUAAGGGAUGGUUGGAGGUCAUCAAUUAUAUGCCCCAGCGUUACGAAUGAGCGACGCAUUGUUCUUUGGCUACAGAUACUACGGGAGCUUCUCGACUCUGCCAUCGUGAUUGCGGCCGAGAUAUUGGCCAGGUCACCUAUACGUCGGUCAGACGGACCGGCCUGGCAAGUGACUACAACAUGGGGGCUUCUACUCAUGGGAAGUGCCAUUUUUUGGGCAUUUGGAAAAUCCGGGACUUAUUUUCUCCCAGCCUCGAGGAAUGAACCUUUAUUUUCGGAGUUUCAACCCUCUCGUGCUGGCGACAUGAUUGUGCAGUCUCUCUUUAUAUCCAUAUUUAUCAUAUCUGCCGCAAAAUGGAUAGUAAAUGCUAAAGCUUUGACGCUUUCAUUCGUGCUAUCAAUAUUGGCUGCGCGCCACAAUCUUACCUCUUCAAUCGUUUCAACCAUGUUAGAGCCGUACCCGUCAAUGCCAUUUGUUACGGGGCUCCUAGCGAUUGCACUCCUUCACGGCGCAGCCGUUUUGUAUGUCAGACAUACUCUUCCCGCCGAUCCUAUUCCUUCCUGGCUUCCAUAUUUCCUCUUCCUAUUUUUAAUACUGGCCUCGUUGCUACACUGUCUCUCGUGGACGAUUUUCCAACAACGAACUAUCCCUGAACACCCAAUCAACGUUUUAAUGAAUAACGCCAGACAGAGACAAGCUCAAUGGUUGGCUGAAGCGAAGUACAGUACUGACCUCCAGGGAGCUGUAUACGAAUAUAAGGAGCGUUAUGGGCUGCCUCCCCCGCCUGGGUUCGAUAUAUGGUACGAAUAUGCUACCAACCGGUCAUCGUUAAUCAUUGAUAACUUUGACCAAAUACACCGGGAUAUCCUUCCAUUCCGUGCUCUUACGCCAAGCGCAUUGAGGCAUCUUACCAGUUCUAUGUCCAGCAACCAAUGGAACGACAUAGCUGCUGUUGUGAUUCGUGAUGGCGUUGCUGAGGCCCAGCCAGAUGUAAUACCCACUCAUAGGUGGAUGAUAUAUGGGAUAGUCCAAAUGAUCACUCCAUUCGCAACCUAUUUACCAGAUAUGGACAUUGUGUUUAAUAUCAAUGACGAAUGUCGCGUUUCAGUUCCGUGGGAUACCAUAAAAGCCAUGAAUAACACAGCAGAAAGUGGACUAUCAUCACUGGAUUAUAAUAUGAGUAAUGUCUGGUCUAAAGAUAGAUCACUAUCCUGGGCACUUAGUCGUUCAAAUGACCAAGUAGCCCAUUCCCACUUCAUGGAGCAUUCAAGACGAGAUACCUUCCAUAGUAUUGUGAGCAAAUCAUGCCCGCCAGACUCGAAGGCUCGAACAGAAUAUCAGUGGCAACAUGACACCCUAUGCAUAUCAUGUGCUAAACCGCACACAAUGGGGCAGUUCUUACAGGACUGGGAACUGUCCGGUGAUAUCUGCCAUCAGCCAGAUCUAGCAAACUUACAUGGCUUCUUCCUUUCACCAAGUGCUUUCAAAGUAUCCCGGGAAUUACUCCCAGUCUUUAGCCAGAGCAAGGUAUCAGGCUUUAACGACAUUUUAUACCCUAGUGCCUGGAACUAUCUGGAAAAAGCGAAGUACAGCCCUUCGGAUGAAUAUCCUGAUCCACGUUAUGAUCAAAAGGAGGCUGCCGUCUUUUGGAGAGGAACGACCUCUGAAGGGUUCAGCGAGUCCGGGACAUGGAAGGGAAUGGCUCGCCAGCGGCUCCUGCAUUUAGCUAACAAUAAUACAAAUCCGGUUUCCAUGCUUCUUCCUUCCUGGUCGAAAGGUUUCUUUUCUUACAGCACCUUAACGCCCUCCAUGGCCUCCCAAUCACUGGAACUGAAUCUAUCAAUCGGAAUUGCCGAGGAAAUAGUGCGGUGCGGCAAAAAAGACCGCGAUGUCCAAAGACGCGAGCUCGGGAUCACCAGACGGGUUCAGUUUGAUGAACAUUGGAAAUACCGUUUCUUGUUCGACUUGGACGGUGCCGGGUUCAGCGGCCGCUUCCUGUCCUUUUUACAAAGUAAUAGCCUCCCCUUCCGAACUGCAAUAUUCCGUCAAUGGUUUGAUACGAGAUUAAUGCCAUGGCUGCACUUUGUGCCGCAGGAUAUCAGAUUCCAUGACCUGUGGAGCACUCUGGCAUUUUUUGCAGGAGCUAGAACGGUUGGUGAAAACGGCAAGGUCACGAAGGUUUUGAUGAAGCCGCAUACUCGUGAGGGUGGGAUAAUUGCCGGGGAAGGCAAGAAAUGGGCUGAAGAAACCCUUAGAAAAGAAGAUAUGGAGAUAUAUCUCUUCCGAUUAUUGCUAGAAUGGGGCCGGCUGACAGAUGAUCGAAGAGACGAGCUGGGUUUUGGGGGGUGA